This is a messenger RNA of Oncorhynchus gorbuscha (pink salmon), 1944 nucleotides long. Its product is annotated as protein unc-13 homolog A-like. Gene Ontology annotation, cellular component: neuromuscular junction; synaptic vesicle membrane; presynaptic active zone cytoplasmic component. Lineage: Eukaryota; Metazoa; Chordata; Actinopteri; Salmoniformes; Salmonidae. The transcript has 10 exons. Gene Ontology annotation, biological process: dense core granule priming; synaptic vesicle priming; synaptic vesicle maturation. Gene Ontology annotation, molecular function: calmodulin binding; diacylglycerol binding; syntaxin-1 binding. The record is from RefSeq and is a predicted model, not a curated record. The coding region runs from base 254 to 1810 and encodes 518 amino acids.
AGCGCGAGAGAUGCGGCUUAGUGAGGGGAGCACUUCAACAGCAAGACAAAUAGCUAUAUCACUGAAAAACGGACGGGUUCAUUGUAAUAUGUCCUCGAAACGUUUUUGUAUCUAUUACUGGGAUAUUUAGCCUAUGUUUUGAUGCAGUCUACCUAUGUAGCCUACACCGGGGAGGUAACUGUAGCCAAGCGAAACAGUGAAGAACAGGCGGCCGGUUGAGGACAGCCGGGGACUCUCACAGCUACUUUCAGAGAUGUCCCUUCUCUGUGUCAGAGUGAAGAAAGCCAAGCUGGAUGGACCCAAAGAGAAGUUCAACACGUACUUGAUCCUGAAGGUGCAGAAUGUGAAGAGCACCACCAUCGCUGUCCGGGGCAGCAUGCCCAGUUGGGAGCAGGACUUCAUGUUUGAGAUCAACAGGCUGGACCUGGGGUUGACGGUGGAGGUGUGGAAUAAAGGGUUAAUAUGGGACACCAUGGUGGGAACAGUGUGGAUCCCCCUGCACAGCAUCCGCCAAUCAAACGUGGAGAGUCCGGGGGACUGGCUGACCCUGGACUCCCAGGCCAUCAUGGCGGACAACGAUAUCUGUGGAACCAAAGACCCCACCUUACACCAGGUGCUGCUGGACACACGCUUUGAACUGCCUCUGGAUAUCCCUGAGGUGGAGGCACGAUAUUGGGCCAAAAAACUGGAGCAACUCAACGCCAUGAGAGAUCAAGAUAUAACUAACCAUCACCCAUACCAAGAAGACCAGGAGCGACCACUUCCUGUCCCAGGGACACAGUGCUGUAACUGGAGUCUGUGGGGAGACCAACAAAAUGAGGACCCAGACAGUGCUGUGGAUGACAGAGACAGUGACUAUCGCAGUGAGACCAGUAAUGGCAUCCCUCCUCCUUACUACACCACGUCCCAGCCCAAUGCCUCCGUCCACCAGUACCCCAUCAGAGACCAGCAGAACCGCCCCUCCUCCUACCCCCCCUCUAACAGCUGUGAACCCCUCGACUACCACCAGAGGGCCAUCAGUCCGACGGGAAGCUAUGCAUCGUCGGCAGAGUUGAGUCACUGCAGCAGCCAGCUGAGUGAGGAGGAGUACUGCCCGGAAUACAGAGAGCGAGACCCUUAUGAUGAGAAUGACUCCUACCACUCCUGCCACUCCUCUGUCAGCUACAUCAAAGGUUCUCCCGACUGGGACCCCGAUGAGACCCAGGGGGCGUAUAGCGACGAGGGGGGCUACAGUAAGGAUGGGGAUGAGGAUGAUGGUGGUCUGUAUGAGGAAGAGGUGGCGAAUGAAGGAGAGGGGCACAUAUAUGACGAUGAGGAUUAUCUUCUGGAUGGGACCCUCAGUGAGGAUAUCCCCUACACCCCUACCCCCACCAGCACGGCACCCCCCACACUGGAUGUCCCAGGUGCUUCUAGACCCCCUCUGCAGAAACAGCCCUCUCUGCAUCAACAGCAGGCGCCACCCAGCCAACCGCCCAGCCAUGCCCCAAAUCUGGCCCACCCUCCGGGCAUGGCUCCAGGAGGACAGCCCCUGGGACAGCCAUCCACCCAGGCCCCUCAAGCCCAGUCUCAUCCCCAGCCAGCCCCUGCCCCAGCCCAGUCCUUCUUCUCCAUGGCCAAACCCUUCUCAGCAGCAGUAACAGGCCUGGCCUCCUCUUUCCUGUCUUCUGGAGUCCCUACUGCCCCACCUGCUCAGGCUCACCCCCCAGCUUCACAACCCCAUCCCCAGUCUGACCCCGCCAUCCCCCCAUCUCACCCCGCCACUACCUCCCAUGGGCCCCAGUCCACAACCACUGGCCCCCCUCUCAGCUGACCACCUCCACUGCCUCUCCCUCUGUUUCACAUACAGAGGGCCCUGAUGCCAAACCCCCCCUGCCGGAGGACCAACUUCUCCUAGAGGAAGACAAACCCCUUCCCCAAAAAAUUAGGACCCCUACCCCGACAGAG